AUGUCCAGUUCUCACUGGACCCAACAAUUUCCAGAUAUAGAAACUCCAGAUCAUCUCAAAGCUAUGUUGGGAAAAAGAAAGCCCACCUCCUCUGAGGAUCCUGAAAUCACCUGGAUACUUAAGGAUGAGAAGGCACAUGAAAUCAUCCAGGACCACAUCUCUGAUGCCCUCCUAAUGAGGACUGGAGACCUCACCAGCUCUAAGGAGUUAUUUGAUAAACUUGUUUCACUCCAUCAGACGUCCAACAUUGCCUUGGCCUUCUAUUCAUUCCAGCAACUCACCAAAUUGUCCUGGGAUGGGAUAUCACCUAUCCAGGACCACAUUGCAAAAAUCUGGACAAUUGAUUCACACCUCUCCGGAAUGAAACUAGGAGUUGAUACCAAACUCAUGGCCUUCGCUCUUCUCCAAUCUCUCCCAUGCACUCCUGAAUGGCAAAUAUUUCAUCGGUGUCAUGCACCAAAGUUGAUUGGUAGCAUGGACAGGUGUCAAUAA
Molecule: messenger RNA, 492 nt
Organism: Serpula lacrymans var. lacrymans S7.9
Lineage: Eukaryota; Fungi; Basidiomycota; Agaricomycetes; Boletales; Serpulaceae
Exons: 2
Coding region: 1-492 (163 amino acids)
Source: RefSeq, a predicted model, not a curated record